AUGUCCUCCUUUGCUCGGUCUGCCAAGGAUUCAGAGGCAGACUACGACGGGGAACAUGGAGUAAUUGUCAAUGGAGUGUCCAAGUUUGGAAUGAAGGACAGUCUUUCCUUCCAGUGCCUUAGCAGUGCUGUGAGAGGAAUGACUUUGACAUUGGCUAGGGAAAUGGCACCAAUGGCUAUCCGAGUUGUCACUGUUGUGUUGGGUUUAGUCGUCAAAUAUUCUGUAGGGGAUUUAGUGACGGAUUCUGAGACUGAUUAUCUGUUAAGAGCAGUCGAUUCUGUCGUGUCUAAUGUGUCUUUUCUACAGAACAAAGUGCACUACGAAGAUGUUGCUAAUUGCAUUAAUUCUAUCUUGACUAACAGUAUGAUUAAUGCUACUGAAAUUACACUUGAAAAUGUUAAUAAUGCUUAA
Octopus sinensis (East Asian common octopus) is the source of this 411-nucleotide messenger RNA. Its product is annotated as 3-hydroxyacyl-CoA dehydrogenase type-2-like. The record is from RefSeq and is a predicted model, not a curated record. The transcript has a single exon. Lineage: Eukaryota; Metazoa; Mollusca; Cephalopoda; Octopoda; Octopodidae. The coding region runs from base 1 to 411 and encodes 136 amino acids.